This is a messenger RNA of Girardinichthys multiradiatus, 2030 nucleotides long. It is a transcript of the gene irf8, whose product is annotated as interferon regulatory factor 8. Gene Ontology annotation, biological process: immune system process; regulation of transcription by RNA polymerase II. NCBI's taxonomy places the organism in Eukaryota, Metazoa, Chordata, Actinopteri, Cyprinodontiformes, Goodeidae. Gene Ontology annotation, molecular function: DNA-binding transcription factor activity, RNA polymerase II-specific; RNA polymerase II cis-regulatory region sequence-specific DNA binding; protein binding. Gene Ontology annotation, cellular component: nucleus. The record is from RefSeq and is a predicted model, not a curated record. Bases 193 to 1461 code for a protein of 422 amino acids. The transcript has 9 exons.
CGAGGCAGCGUUAGCAGCCCCCGCCCCUACCGUUUCAUUCAUGUAGCACAACAAACUUUACAGACAGCUUGUUCAGGGAAGAGCACUUGAUUUAUUCUGAGGCAUCAAUCAGCAUCACACACAGAGCCUGGAGCGCACCAGACUGUUUGACUGUGAAAGUGAACAAUCUGAGGUAAAAGACGCGCUGUCAAGAUGUCAAACCCAGGAGGUCGCAGAUUGAAGCAGUGGCUGAUGGAGCAGAUCCAAAGCGCACAGUACUCUGGGCUGCAGUGGGAGGAUGAAAGUCGCACCAUGUUCAGAAUUCCGUGGAAACACGCAGGAAAGCAGGAUUACAACCAAGAAAUUGACGCAUCCAUUUUCAAGGCCUGGGCUGUAUUUAAAGGCAAGUUUAAGGAGGGGGACAAAGCUGAGCCAGCAACAUGGAAGACCAGACUCCGCUGUGCCCUCAACAAAAGUCCUGACUUUGAGGAAGUGACUGAGAGGUCACAGCUGGACAUUUCCGAGCCCUACAAGGUGUAUCGCAUCGUUCCUGAAGAGGAGCAGAAGCAUGGUAAAGUACCAGUGAUGCCAAUGACAGGUACCACCAGCUCUGGUGAUCUCACAGAUAUGGACUGCAGUCCUGCAGAAAUAGAGGAGCUCAUUAAAGAGGAGGAAGGCUGCAGCAUUCAGGCCAGUCCGGAGUAUUGGUCCCAGAGCAGCAUGAAUGCUUUCCCUCUGCAACAGGACCCAAUGCCAUCAGGCAACCUCAGUUCAGCUUUCUCCCAGUUGAUGAUUAGUUUCUACUAUGGAGGGAAGCUGAUGUACAACACAGUGGUAACUCAUCCAGAAGGCUGCCGGAUUUCCCCCCAGCAGCACCUGGGUCAUGGCGCCCCCUACAGUUCAGACAGCAUGCAGAGCGUUCACUUCCCUCGAGCAGAGCUUAUAGAGUAUGACCGGCAGCGUUACGUCACCCGCAAGCUGCUGGGUCAUCUGGAGAGAGGUGUGCUGGUGCGUGCAAACCAAGAAGGUAUCUUCAUCAAAAGGCUGUGCCAGAGCCGCGUCUUCUGGAGUGGGCUGGGGGAUGGGAGCUCCCAGUAUGGCUCCAUGCCUGGGAAACUCCAGAGGGAUUCUGUAGUCAAGAUUUUUGACACAGGAAGGUUUUUUCAAGCUCUACAGCUCUAUCAGGAAGGUCAGAUUCCUGCUCCUGAUCCCUCAGUGACACUGUGUUUUGGAGAGGAACUGAAUGACCUUAGCAGUGCCAAGAGCAAACUGAUCAUUGUGCAGAUCACCAUGGUGAACUGCCAACACAUGCUGGAGUCCCUGAACAUGCGGCGCUCACAGCCUUACAGCAGCAACCCAAACGUGGAGAUGAGUGAUGAUGUGGCCACUGAGCAGAUGGCCCGAAUCUACCAGGACUUGUGCAGCUACAGUGUUCCCCAGAGGCCAGCGUGCUACAGGGACAACAUGCCCAUCACUGCCUGACCAUCUCACCAACAUUCAUUUUGCAACAUAUCAGACAUUUUAUAUAUUUUUCAUGUGCACUGAGAAGGGGAACUGAAAAACAACUGAGGAUAAGAGAGCAUCAUCUAUUCCCUGACAAUUGGACUUUAAAAGCGAUGAUAGUUUAAAAGCUUCCAUUCUAGGUUUGCAUGUAAUUUAGGUCACACCUAUGCAAGGUACAUAGAAACGUUAUCAUUUUAAGACAUUAUAUUACAAACAGGUGGGGAUAAAUACUUCACAUCCCCAAAGCUUCAUUGGCACCAGGUUUAUAUAACUAGGCAGUUGAGUUUUUAAGCUGAAUAUUUCUCGUCGUCGUUUUUAUAGUUUUAGAAUUUCAGAUGAUUUUUUUUUUGUGUGUUGAAGUAAAACGCCGCCAAAUAAUAUUUCAUCGCAUCGUAUUUUCUACAGAAAAUGAAAAUAUUUUUUAUAAUAAUUGACAGAAAUUGCACAAUGUUUUGGAUGCAAUGUCGCAUAAAAGUACAGAUAGGUUUUACUAUCAGACAGUUAUUUGAGUGAACUGUAUUUUAAAUAAAGAUUUUUACUGAAAUUGA